Messenger RNA from Nelumbo nucifera (sacred lotus), 928 nucleotides. The record is from RefSeq and is a predicted model, not a curated record. NCBI's taxonomy places the organism in Eukaryota, Viridiplantae, Streptophyta, Magnoliopsida, Proteales, Nelumbonaceae.
UUAGAGUUGUCCCUUCUCUUCUCUGCCCCUGCGUUUCCCUUAAUUGGCGCUUCAGGACUCUUCUUUAAGCUCAUAUCCAUCCAACCAGAAGCUUUAACGAGUUAGCGCCGCGGGGCGGAGAAGCUGCUGGUGGUGGUGGUUAUCUCGAAUUCGCGAUCGCACUACCUGUGCGUUCCGGCUUCCAACCUCGGAACUAGACGGAUUCACUGCCGCUCAAAACAUUCAUAUCUCUCCUCUGAGUUUCGGCAAAUAUCGGGUUUUCAGGUGAUCGAUCGUCAUACAAGGGUAGAGAGCCAGCCAUGACCGGAAAGGCGAAGCCCAAGAAGCACACCGCCAAAGAGAUUGCUGCGAAGGUCGACGCCGCCACUACAAACAGAGGAGGCGGCAAAGCUGGUCUUGCCGACCGUUCUGGGGUCGGCAAGGGUGGCCACGCCAAAUAUGAAUGCCCCCACUGUAAGACUACUGCUCCUGAUGUGAAAUCUAUGCAGAUACACCACGAUGCUAAGCACCCUAAGACACCUUUCGACGAGGCGAAGCUCAUCAACUUGCACGCAAACCAUGCCGUCGAAUCCUCUAAGCCACGCCCCGGUGUCCGUGGCAGUUUUAAGAAAUAGAGAGAAGCUUUUUCUUUGUUUUAGUUAAUUGCUUCUCUUUUAUUUUCUCUCUUUUAUCAAGUGUAUUAGGAGUUUUGGGUGUGUUAGAACUCGCUACUUCCCUUCUUAUUUCUUGUGGUGGGACUGCUAAUCUGAGGAGAGGACUGAGGAGGGCUUAGCAGAUGUUCCCUUCUAAAGCUGUAAUGAGGUUUUUCAUUGAUGUCUAUAAUGAUGGUUGUGUCUGUUUCAGCACUUGAACAUGUAUUAUGUGUAUCUUUCUUUGUAUUGUAAUCUGUAGAUGCAGUUCUUACAUCCAUAAAUUGUUGUGGUUACAC